This is a messenger RNA of Vicia faba (fava bean), 390 nucleotides long. The record is from the annotation of a GenBank genome assembly. NCBI's taxonomy places the organism in Eukaryota, Viridiplantae, Streptophyta, Magnoliopsida, Fabales, Fabaceae.
AUGCCCUGUCAUCUUCAUCCCAGUAGUGCUCUCUAUGGCAUGGGUUGCACUCCUGAUUAUGUAGUUUAUCACGAGUUAAUUCUGACGACAAAGGAGUACAUGCAGUGUGCCACAGCGGUGGAGCCCCAUUGGCUCGCUGAGUUAGGUCCCAUGUUUUUCUCUGUGAAAGAGUCUGAUACAUCACUACUAGAACAUAAAAAGAAACAGAAGCAAGAGAAAACUGACAUGGAAGAGGAAAUGGAGAAUUUAAAGAAGGAGCAAGCAGAGUUCGAGAGGGAAAAUAAACAGAAGGAGAAAGAAAAAAUGGCCAAGAAUCAGCAGCAAAUAUCCAUGCCAGGUUUGAAAAAGGGUUCGUCCACAUUCUUGAGACCAAAAAAGUUUGGUUUGUAA